UAACAAGUUGAUUCCCGGUUCCCGCGUCUUUAGUAUUGUUCUAUCACAUUAGACUAUAUUUUCCAAUGGUCUUUUGUAUUUUUAAUUGCUCAUUUGUUAUUAUUCUCACUCUUCUAUGAUCGAUUUCAACAUUCCACUGUCUUGUUUUCAAUUUGUAAAUUUUUCCAUCAACAUCAACAAGUUCCUAAUAAAUGUGCCUUGUAAGUCAACAAUAAUAUUAUAGGUUAUCCUAAGAAGAAACUUCUGUACCUAUUGUGAACAGAAUUGUGUAUCAACGAAGAAGAAACGUUUUAGCAAAAUGAAGACGCCAAAAGACGAAGAUACUGUUGACCUGACUGGAUCUUCCAAGAAAAUGAAACAAGCCCGUCUUCCGUUCAAGCUGCUCACGCCUAAGCUAGCCGAUGCAAAGAAUAAUGGAGAAAUUAGUGACAAAGAUAAAGCACAGAGGGAUAAGUCGACUGACGACCAAGGGGCGGCCAAAGAGAACGCAAAAACCGAAGAAGUCAUUGUUCUGGAGGACAGUGUUGAAAUGACCGAACAGUUCAACGAGAAGAGUGAGACGGAAAAUUCCAAAAUUCGAAACUGUUCCAGGAAGCGAUCAAUCUCAGUUUCGCCAAAUAAGAAAGUAGCAGCUAGAAAGAAACAGAAAACGACGAAAUCGGAAGCCACAACGGUGAAAAGUGAAUCAGCAACAGAGAAAGAAGAUGCAGAUCAAAAGACUGAAUGUGAAGCAGACAAGUUGGAAUCACCAAAAAAGAAGACACUGAAAAGAAGUGCAGCGUCACUUCUAGAUUCAGACACGACAAAAAGUCCAAGUAAAACGGAUUGUGAGAAGAGAGAAUCGCCGCGGAAGAAGAGGGUCAAAGAAGAGGAUGAAAAUGCAGAAUCACUCCUAGAUUCAGACACGACGAAAAGUCCAAGUAAAACGGAUAGUGUGAAGAGAGAAUCGCCGCGGAAGAAGAGGGUCAAAGAAGAGAAGGAUAAUGUGAAGCAGGAAGAUGAAAGCCCCAGUAAACGGCAGAGUUCAAGACUACAGUCAUCGAUAAAAAAUAUCGAUAAUAAGGGAAAGUCGAUACUUCCUACAUCGACCGAAAAAAAUUCGGAUAACGAUGAAGAGAACGAUGGGAAAAAGAGGACCAGUGAGAUCACACCUCGAAGAAGCGGGAGACAGGCCGAAGAGGAAGUGAGGAAGGAGAAGAGUGGUGAAACAACGCCUCAAGAUGAGAGUUCGAAAAGUAGGACACCAGCAAGCGCCUCUAAAACGCCAAAAACUCGGAAACUCACGCCCAACCAGCUGGAAAAGCAAAAGGAAUCAGCUAAGAAGAAAGCGGAAAGAGAACAAAAGUUAUUGGAAAAAGAACGCCUCAAAAAGGAAAAGGAGGACCAGAUGAAUAAGUUGAAGGAAGAAAAGCUGAAAAUGAAACAAGACAAAGAAGAGCAGAAGAAGAGAGAGAAGGAGGAGAAAGAAGAAUUGAGGAAGAAAGAGAAGGAGGAGAAAGAAGAAUUGAGGAAGAAAGAGAAGGACGAGAAGGAAAGGAAGAGACUAGCUGAAAUCGAACAAAAGAAUGAAGCAAAACGACUGAAAGAGGAGGAGAAGAAGAAGCAGAACGAAGCAAGGGAGGAGGAGAGGAGGAAGCGUGACGAAGCGAAGGAGGAGGAGAAACGGAAGAAGGACGCUGAGAAGCGCAAAGCGGCGGAAGCGUUUGCCAGCUUCUUCAAGCCCAAGGAAUCGUCGACUCCAGCUGAGGAAACCGAUGUUGAAAUGGAAGUCGACGGCGUGGAGAAGUUCAUGCCUUUCGAGGUUAAAGGUGACAUGCGCCUGAGCUCGAUGUGUCGACGCAGCCUGGACGAGGCGAGCAAGUCGACACUGGACAGUCAGCUGGCCAGUCAGAGUGAGGCCAGCAGUCAGCUGUACAUAGACCGGCUCAAGUCGAAGCGGCACACCCCCAUGACUAGUGAGAGGACCUGGCCGCGAGCCGACGAGAGCGAUGACGAAGUCAUCAUAAUUGAGGCCGAAGUGAAUGAAGAGAAUGGACAUGAGAACACCAGCAAAGAAGUUCACAAAGAGAAGAAAGCAAAACGCUUUAAAGCAAAACUUCUGCAGUUUGAUGAGAAUAGACGACCCCCCUAUUGGGGAACAUGGCGAAAGAAAAGUGCCACAAUUGGAGCUCGGCGACCUUUCAAUUUGGAUAAGACAAUAUUCGAGUAUGAUGUGGAUUCUGACGACGAAUGGGAAGAAGAGGAACCAGGAGAGAGUCUGAGAGGAUCGGAUGACGAAAAUGAAAAGGAAUCAGAGGAUGAAUAUGAAGUGGAUAAUAAGGUGUUCGUUCCUCACGGCUACCUGAGUGACGAGGAAAUGCAGGAGGAUGACUUGGAGGAUUGCUCGAGAGAGGCGCAAAAAGCCAAACUGCACCUGCUCGAAAUCGAAUUUCAGGCCGAAAUGAACCAGAAAACUGAAAAGCUCAAGCCGCGUUUGAUUGGUUGUGUAUGGUUCGCUAACUCCGUUUCCGAUCCUUCAACAGUGGGUAGUCGUAUAGCAGAGAUGUUGCUGAGCAGACGUAUGGUACUAUUCGGGUUGGAGAGCGAUCUGCCAAUAGAGCCCAACCGUCGCCAAUCACCGGCCGAGUCUACGUCAUCAUCGCCGGUCACCUCGCCAUUGCACGAAAACACAAUUGGUCGCAAGUCCAAGUUCCCCGAAUCAGCAAUUCCUAUGCUAGUGAAGUUAGUUCACGGCAAUCAGAACAAGCUGAGCUUCCUGGUGCGCGAGUUCAGCAGCUACCUGACCAGGGAGUGUCAGUCGACCCUGGACGUGCCCUCCAUGACGGCCAUCCGCCACAAGAUACGCCACCUCGCCAAGUGGAUGCCCUUUCUCGCGCAGGACAGUGCCACUUGUCCGCUGGCCGGCAAAAUGUGCUGGUACGUAGGGAAGGACAUACGUGAGAAGUAUGCGGUACUACUGAACGACAGUGACCUGAUCAGCGAUGCAUGGAGCUACAUUCUGCCGGCGCCGAAAAAGAGUGCUCUUGCUCUUGGCGUCGAAGUGACUCCGGUCAUCGAUCUGCAAUCACCCAAGUCGGCCUCAAUCACCAAGUUCACCAAGAAAAUGACCGAGCAAGAACGCAAGAAACAGUUAUUGCAAGUGACGUAUGAUAGCGGGAAUGCUGCCAGCAAGAAGCCAACACCUUGCAAAACUGCCAACCUGCUUGCAACAUUCGUCGGUUUGAAGGACACUCCAUCUGUAUCAGAUCAACCUCCCUCACAACCAAACCACAAUUCAACGAAGAAAUGCGCUACAGAUGAAAAUGCACAGACAAAACCUCUCGUCAAAAAGAGAGUUCAGCUGACCACUUUAAGAACAUUCGGGGUGAACAGUAUUACAAAGGAGUCGUCAUCAGUUGUUGAAAAAUGUGAUAAACUUACAACCGAGCUCCAGGAGCGCACCCCAAAAUCCUCCAAAAUCACUGAUCUGCUGAAUGUGUCCAGAACACCAGAUGAGCCUUUUCUGGGCUUUGAAGCUGUUGACGUAGAAAAGAGUCCCCGUGUAGAAGUAAGAGCCUUCAAUUCAGAAAAUGCAGAAGAAGCUCCCAAAGUAGAAAGUGCAGAGGAAGCUCCCAAAGUAGAAAGUGCAGCUCCAUCAUCGAAAACUCCCAGAAGUGAAUCAAGAGCAUCUAAAUCAAUAGCAAGUUUCUUCACAAAAGGAGGAUCCAACAAAAUGUCGGCCAAGAAAUUGUUUGAUGGUAAACAGGGAACAGCAGAUGUUUGUACUGAAAAAAAGCAUGCUGACCCAGCGCGGAAAGAUGGUUGCCAGGUUAAGAAUGGCACUGCAACCUCUUCCAAAGAUUUCAAUAAUGAAAAAUCAACUGAUGGUGACUCAGCAGAAGUUGCUAACAAUUCAGUUCCUUGUGACAAUUGUGUGGACCUGACGUCUCAACAGACCCCUGCCAAAAAGCGAGUAAAAGUGACAACAAUUUCACCUCCUAAAUGGCGAGUUAAACUUGCAAAACCCCCUCCACCCACUACUCACGACAAAGAUGAUGAUGAUGAUGAUGUUAUUCUCAUUGAAUGAACCUAUCUUAUCAGUGUAAAUAGACUUGAAUAUUGUGCAUAGACAUAUAAGAAAAUCAAUAUUAAUGAAUGACUUAUAGUAGUUUAAGAGCUCGUCUUUUACGGGGAAAUUCUAAAUUACAUUUUGAAUAAAAUUUAAUAAACUGUAUUUUAAA
Nilaparvata lugens (brown planthopper) is the source of this 4220-nucleotide messenger RNA. RefSeq names its product chromatin assembly factor 1 subunit A-A. The transcript is spliced from 15 exons. Lineage: Eukaryota; Metazoa; Arthropoda; Insecta; Hemiptera; Delphacidae. Gene Ontology annotation, cellular component: CAF-1 complex; nucleus. Bases 299 to 4066 code for a protein of 1255 amino acids. Gene Ontology annotation, biological process: nucleosome assembly. The record is from RefSeq and is a predicted model, not a curated record.